AUGGCGUUGCUUCAUGCUGCCUCCGUGUCGCUCUCUCCCUUUGCUGCUCUCGGGACCCCACUGGAUCGCCAUCCCCGAUACAAGCUCUCUCUGUCAAGCUUUACCUCCUCCUAUGGCGGCCUCCGCCUCUCCGCCGCGCCGAGGUCCGCGGUGGCGCGCGGCAGCCGCCCGCCAAGGGCGACUCCGCUCCGCGGCUCCUCUGCCUCUGCCAGCAGCAGCGAUCGCGGCGCCUCGGCCGGCGACGGCGCGCCGUUGCGUCAAAACGCGCUGACGAACUUCAGCCCUCUCACAACGGGAGUGGCGACCGGAAAAGCGGCUCAAUGCGUCCCUGUCGACCUGCGGCUGGCCGUGCUGCUGGGCGGAUUAGCGUUUGAGGCGUACUCGACUCCGGAGCAGGGGAGCGAUAAGCUCUCAGAUAAGGACGGCCAGGGGUGCGAAGCUCUCUUCACCUCCACGCCCUUCGCCCACGAGCUCUUUCAGGGGCAGCUCUCCGUGCGAGAACUGAGGGCCACCGGGAACAUCAUGGCGCGCCAUGCUGAGCUGGCGCUGGUGACGUCAGCAGGGAAGCCCGCCACGUGGAAUGGCGUCGCUUGCACCAGCAAGGCUGAAAACCUGAUGAACCCAUCGUGGCCCGAACAACUGCAGCUGCUGGUGCCUCGUGCUUCUCCCUCUGACACCUACUUUCAGGUCUUCUUUCAGAUCAACUUGCACUAUUGGAAUGCUGACAAUGACGAUGACGACACAAACGAUUAUGUGGUUGGCACGGCCACCAUUGCCCUCAAUGACUUGAUCAAAGGUUCAAACACCCAAAUUCCCGAGGUCGUAGGGCUUACGCUGACUCACGACGACAAAAAGACAGGCAGUGUUUCCAUGGAGGUGGGCUAUACAAGCUUCUCCGAUCCUCGCAAGAGCCUCCCUGCCCUCCCCACCCACCCCAGCUUCGAGCCUCUCCCCAUCCUCCAGAAGCUUAUUGACGCCCCGCUUCCCAAGUCCGCAACAGUACCCCAGGCAGGCUCAAAAGCUGUAGACGAAGCAGCAGCCUAUGGGCUCACACUCACGGACCAACGGGCAGUUGAAACUCUUUUUUCCAGUGGAGCUGAUGCCGUGAAGCUCGCCGCCUGGGAGAACCUUUCGCGGGCAGCUGCGGGCGAGCAGCAGGAAUUCUUCAAGUCGGCGUUUGAGUGCGUGUGUUUUCUGAGCGGUGACAGGACGGACACUCAGGUGUUCGUGUGGAGGGACAAGGACCCGCUGAGGAAGAGGCUAGUGGUGGCGUUCCGAGGCACUGAGUUUGAUCUCCAGAAGUUCAAGAUUUCGUGGAUGGAUGUUCUGACCGACUUUAGGCUUUGGGAGAACCCGUUCGACUCAGAUCUAACGGAAGAGGACAACAAGGCAGGUGUUAAGGUGCACCGUGGCUUUCUGAACAGCUACAAGUCCGUGACGCCGCGCCUCAUUCCGCUGCUCAAAGCAAUCCUCUCCUCCUCCAACGAAAAGUAUCACAUCAUGGUCACGGGGCACAGCCUGGGGGCCGCUCUCUCCACGAUCUUCACAUAUGACCUGGCCCAGUCCGACUUCAAGAAGCAGAACGGUUUCACCCUCUCUCUCUACAACUUCGGCUCUCCCCGUGUGGGCAACCGUAACUUUGCUGCUCGCUUCUACCAGGUGGUGGGAGACAGCUGGCGCAUUGCCAACGAUUUGGACGUAGUGACGCGCGUGCCUUAUGCGUUGGUGCCGUUCUUUCCUCACCUUUCAUACAAGCACGUGGCCUCGGGGGUUGAGUUUCGCCCCGACUCGCAGAAGUUAGACAAGGAUGAGCUUCUGAAGAAGCGCAUCAAUAACAUCGAAUCAAGCGAGAAGUUCCUGCUUCCAUUCUUUGACGGUGCCAGCACCCGCAUGCACGAGCAGCAGGCUUAUUUCCUCUCUCUGCUCAAG
This is a messenger RNA of Closterium sp. NIES-65, 1929 nucleotides long. The record is from the annotation of a GenBank genome assembly. Lineage: Eukaryota; Viridiplantae; Streptophyta; Zygnematophyceae; Desmidiales; Closteriaceae.